AUGAAGACUGAGGUCCGAGUUCAGGUGGAGAGAGGCAGGGCCAGGCGCUCCUUCAGAGGAGUCCUGCACAGGUCAGCAGGCUGCUCUGACCCCCUCAGGUCGAGGCAGGUCAGAGGUCACCUGGUGGAGGGGGGGUGCAGUCUGGGUGCGUUUGCUUCCGGUCUGCUGCUGGCGGCUCUGUACGGCGUUUCCUGCCUCCUCCUGCAGCGGCAGCCGCUCUGGUCCUGCGUCUUCAUCACCCUCAGCCUCGCAGCCAUUGCCUCCUUCGGGAUGGGUCUCUCCGCCGGGGUCCGGACCGCCGUCUGCGUGAUGCUGCCUUCACUGUGUGCAGCUCAGGGCAGGAAGUUCCUCCUGUUCCUGUUCAUGUCGGCGCUGCUUAGCGGUCCUCUCACCAACACGCUGGAAAACACAGAGCGCGCCGCCGCCAGCCUGCUGUGUGGAGCUGAGCUCGCAGCCAAUCAGACGCAAGAGCUGCUGCAGAGAGCGGCCACGCCCCUUUUCUCGGUGUUGGACAGGCUCAGGGAGGUCAGCAGUAAUGCUCAUGCUGCAGCCGGGCGCGUGCGGAGCCUCAUCGACGCUCUGACCGACAGCGUCCGCCACGUCGCACGGACUCUGAGGAACGUCCUCCACUUCCUGGUGGACAUCGGGGACUUGUGCAACGCUGAAAUGGGUUCCCCGUACAGGAAGUGUCGGGCGGUGUUCACCGAGGCGCGGGACGACUGCUCCGAGCUGCUUGGAGAAUUCAACUUCCUGUGUGACAUCGUGGACGGCUUCCUGCCGCUCUGCAGCCUCGCCCGCGCCGGCGAGCUCUUCUGCAUCAUCCCGUCCUAUAUCGCCGAGCACCUGAAGAAGCGGCUGGCAGCGCCCACGGUGGCAGCGUUCCAGCGGAUGAAGCAGGAGUUUGACUUCAACAUCUCGGCCUCCGUGACCUUCGACCUGGACGCCAACAGCAGCCGCUCACUGCAGCAGAUUUCUCAGGACCUCAUGCAUGACGUUUCCUCAGAGCUGAAGCUGUUUCAGAUGCUCAGCGCGCCGCUGGCAUACGGAGGCUUCCUGCUGCUCCUCUGCUGCUUCCUGAGGGCGGUGCGGUACAGACGCAGGUAUCUCCGUGAGCUCGACUUUGAUAACGUCUACCUUUGCGCUCAGUUUGAAGAGCUUGACCGUCAGGUUACCUGCAGGGGCGGAGCCUCAGUGCUGCCAAUCACUUGCAGGGAGGCCAAGACCUACAUCAGACCACUGUCCCUGCAGCAGUCGGCCCGGGAGCGGCGGGCCGUGUUUGGGGGCGUCGCCUCGGUGUUCAAACACCUGGUGAUGGGAGGCCUGCUGGUGGCGCUGGACUUCCUGGUGUUCUGGACGCUGGACCAGGUGAACCACCAGGUUAAGGGGGACGUGGUGGCUCGAGCCCCGGUGGCGGUGGCGUUGCAGGUGAACGGAUCCGGUUACGCUUCGGACAUCUUCAGGGAUCUGGUGGCGUCGUUCGACGUCCUGCAGCGAGGGAACGUCACGGUACUCAGCAGGAAGUGCCUGCAGCCGCCUUCGGAGCCCGACCACGCCAACUGCUUCCUGCUGGGUUUCCUGUUGGGUCUGGCUCUGCUCGUAUCUCUGACCGGAGGAUUCAUGCAGCGCUGCAGACGACUGGUCUGUGCUUCAUAUCAUCCAGAGAGAGAGCUGGAAAGAAUCUGGUUCCUCCGGCAGCAAAUCCUGGACCAGAGGAGUGAGGAGGGGAGAGCCCUGAGGAAGUCUGCAGCCUGGGGGGGAGUAGGAGGAAGAGGGGGGAGGCGCCUUCACACUCUGCUGCUGCAGUUACCUGGCGGGGGUCACCUGUCUCACCUGCUGGGUCUGUCUGCAGUCCGCUGUCUGUCCUGUGGGGAGGAGGUGAGACAGGAGGACGACAACAUGGCCUCCUGCCAGGUUCCGCAGUGUCCAGGCGUGUUCUGUCGGCCAUGUUUCCACAGUUUGGGAAACAUGUGUGUUGUCUGCACUCGUCCCCUGACCUUCCAGGAAGAGGAGGAGGAGGAGGAGGAGGAGGAGGAGCAGGAGCAGCAGUGAGUGAUACUGUAGAAAAUACUC
Messenger RNA from Eleginops maclovinus (Patagonian blennie), 2070 nucleotides. It is a transcript of the gene dcst2, whose product is annotated as DC-STAMP domain containing 2. Gene Ontology annotation, cellular component: membrane. The transcript has 14 exons. The record is from RefSeq and is a predicted model, not a curated record. Lineage: Eukaryota; Metazoa; Chordata; Actinopteri; Perciformes; Eleginopidae. The coding region runs from base 1 to 2049 and encodes 682 amino acids.